AUGCACGAACGAGUGGUGUCACAUCAAGAUGUGGGACGAAGCGAUGGGGACGGCGGGACGACGAGGAAGGCCUUGGUGAGGAUCUACGGCGAAGGGGUCGAGCUUUUCUUCGACCGAGAGGACGAGAUCAGGACUUUUGAGGCCAUGUCGAGGCACGGGCAGGGGCCGAGGUUGCUAGGGAGGUUUCCUAAUGGGAGGGUUGAGGAGUUCAUCCACGCUAGGACUCUCUCAGCAUCAGACUUGCGUGACCCUGAAAUAUCUGCAAUAAUAGCAACAAAGUUAAGGGAAUUCCAUGAACUCGACAUGCCUGGUCCAAAAAAAGUAUUCCUAUGGGACAGACUCAGAAACUGGCUGAAGGUAGCAAAAAGCUUGUGCUCUUCUGAAGAAGCUAAAGAAUUUUGCUUGGAUAUGCUAGAUGAAGAGAUCUCUAACUUGGAGAAUGUUUUAUCAGUGAAAAAUCAAAGGAUCGGCUUUUGCCAUAAUGAUCUUCAGUAUGGCAAUAUUAUGAUGGAUGAAGAGACCAGAGCAGUGACAAUAAUUGAUUACGAGUAUGCAAGUUUCAAUCCUGUUGCAUAUGACAUUGCAAAUCACUUCUGCGAGAUGGCUGCUGAUUACCAUACAGAAACGCCUCAUAUCUUGGACUACAAUAAGUAUCCUGAUCUUGAUGAGCGCAGACGAUUUGUAGAGAUUUAUCUGUGUUCUUCAGGUGAAAAGCCAAAGGAUACUGAGGUCAAAAUUCUUCUCCAAAACAUUGAGAAGUAUGUUCUUGCAACCCAUUUGUGCUGGGGACUAUGGGGAAUAAUUUCGGAUCAUGUGAAUGAUAUUGACUUUGAUUAUAUGGGAUAUGCAAGGCAGAGGUUUCAACAGUAUUGGUGGCGCAAGUCUGAUGCACUGGGUUGCAUGCCUCAUUAGCUGAGGACUGAACUACAUAUAUAUCCAUUUUUCUUUCUAGUUUUCCUACUUUGUAUAUAUGUUCAUAAGGGCACCUGAUGAGAGAAGAGAUCUUCUACAUCAUGGGGAAUGCCCAUAAUUAUAUUGAUGGAUAAAUAAUAUUGGUUAAUACAAUGGGCUCCAAAACUAGGAAGGUGUUCAUGUAAUUUAAUUAAUUAAUAUAAUACAUGGGGUCAUGCAGUGAGAAGGGGUUAGUGAGAAGGGGUUACCGGUGAGUUGUAGACAUCCUCUAUAAUCUAGGGUACAGAGAAUCUUAUGGGGUGCCUGAUAAUAUCAAACUUAUUCAGUGUUAUGUGUGAAGUAUGAUGCUCAUUUUUUAAUAAAAGGGGGAGCUUGUGUUA
Molecule: messenger RNA, 1292 nt
Organism: Asparagus officinalis (garden asparagus)
Lineage: Eukaryota; Viridiplantae; Streptophyta; Magnoliopsida; Asparagales; Asparagaceae
Product: probable choline kinase 2
Exons: 7
Coding region: 1-912 (303 amino acids)
Biological process (GO): phosphatidylethanolamine biosynthetic process; phosphatidylcholine biosynthetic process
Cellular component (GO): cytoplasm
Molecular function (GO): choline kinase activity; ethanolamine kinase activity
Source: RefSeq, a predicted model, not a curated record